This is a messenger RNA of Akanthomyces muscarius, 282 nucleotides long. RefSeq lists its product as uncharacterized. The transcript has 2 exons. The record is from RefSeq and is a predicted model, not a curated record. Bases 1 to 282 code for a protein of 93 amino acids. Lineage: Eukaryota; Fungi; Ascomycota; Sordariomycetes; Hypocreales; Cordycipitaceae.
AUGCUCUUCAUAUGGACGGCGUUCAACACUACGGCUGGCGUACUUGGGAAGGCUCCUGUUCUCUUUUCUUACGCUGCGUAUCAUCUACGUGGCGAGACACUCAACAUUUCGUGGAACCACGACCGCUUGGGCAACAACCGGAACAGCACUCGCUUACGAGCGAGAGACGAAACACAAUUGACUUUUCUGGUUACUAUUAACACAGCGGUCCAGAAGCACAUUUGUUUUGUUGCUAUGAUUUUUGUUCGCUGGAAGAUCUCGGCCGGCCCGGCUUCCACAUGA